AUGAAUCUCUACAACUGGGAGAACGAGUCACAUAACCGCCGCAGCAAGAUAAAAAAAACGGGGACCGUCGUUUUCCACGCCAAUGAAUCCGUAGAUGCUUCUUUCAGUAACCUGCAGAAGGAGUACCAGAUUGGACGAGAAGUUCACCCCUCUUUGGAUGGCGAUGAAAAGAAAGAGAAAAGGAAGGCGCCAUUAAUGACCGCGGCAACAGCGAAGGCCUUGGUAAAGAAAAUGGGAUUUACCAGCCUUUUACCGUGUCAGGCUCAGUGUUAUCGCGGCAUCUUUAAUCGUCGGGACGUCAUUCUUCAUAGCCGUACCGGAAGUGGCAAAACCUUGGCCUAUGCGCUUCCUAUCAUUGAGCGACACAUGAUACUGGAGAAACACGCCGAUGCAGCUGCGACCGGUCCAUUUCUCCUCAUCUUUGUCUUCAGUAACGAAUUAGCCGUACAGACGAAAGGUGUACUUAAAAAUAUUUAUCCUAAACUUCAUAUUUGUGUUGCAGGAUUUGAGGAUCUCGCCUCUCAGAGAUGUGACAUCGUGAUUGGCACAGUGCCUUCCAUUGAUGGGGCUAUCCGUGGCAAGCAAAAGGAUGAUAUUCAGAAAGGUCUUAAGCGAAAGCGUCAUAAUGAAGGCGAAGUGGAACAAACUGAAAAGGACGAUUUCAAUGACGACUGUGACGAUGAUAAUGAUGUGGAGGAAAACGAGAACGAAGAAGACUGUGGCAAUUUAACCGAGGGAAUCUUGGAGGCAGGUGCGGUGGAUGCCUCUGAAGUCCGUGCGAUUGUGAUUGACGAAGUAGACCUGACGCUUGGUCCGCGCUUCUCUAACACUGGACGCCGCAUGCGAAAUCUUCUCAAGUUUAUUCGCAAGGCCAACGGUUCCCUGACAGAUGGUUUGAUGAAGGAUUUUCGAUCCCACCACUACGUCCUCUGUGGUGCCACCAUCCCAAACUGGGUGCUGAAAGCUGGUUUCCUCGGCGUGAAGAAGUACUAUUACCAACUUGUGGCAGUCGGUAUGGCUAAGCUUCCGGAAAAAUUGGAGUGCUUUAUGCUGCAUUGUCCCUAUACCUCUCGAGUAAAAACGGCGGCACGCCUGCUUGCUGUGGAGAGUUUUGGUCGCACCGUGGUGUUUGGCACCAGGCGACAGAUUGAGGAGCUGGAAAAUGAACUCUCAGCCAAGAAACUGGAGUUGUCAUUUUGUUCGCUAAGCCCAUCCAAGGAUGAGAUUGACAGAAUUGCGGCACUGGAAGAUUUUAAUGGAGGCGUCGUCUCUGUCAUCCUUUGCACGGAUCUUGCCGCCCGUGGCUUGGACUUUGUGGAUGUUCACAUGGUGUUGAUGCUUUCCCUGCCAAUGUAUAACAUGUCCGUAGAGAAUUUUGUUCACCGUGCCGGAAGAACAGCGCGCAACUCUCAAAGCGGUAGGUGUCUCCUCUUACAAGAAGAGAGAGAGAAAGAUACAAUUGAGGCCAUUCAGAAAAACGCACAUGUUGUGUUCAAGGUAUACCUUCCGAGCGGUACAAAAGCGAAAGAUGGCGAUGCCACGAAAUCAACCCGAGGGAUGGAGAAUUAUCUCGCAGUUGCAAAACCAGCAGCGGUCAAGACCAAAACAACAACAAAAGGAAGUGUCACUUUUGCGCUUACGGUGAGGAAUCCAUUUAAGUACACCAAUCCCAAUGCCAUCGUGCCCUCCGCUAUAGAUGUGUUGAAGAAAAACCUUGGAGAGCUCUUUGUGAAUGCCAACAUUAUUGAAGACCAUCAUCGCGAAACCGUAACAUUUGAGUACCCUGCUGACGAAUCGCACGAAGUUAGGCGGAAGUUGUGGAAGUUUGCAUUGAAAGAAAUUACCCCAAACCAAGAAACGUAA
Trypanosoma cruzi is the source of this 1863-nucleotide messenger RNA. RefSeq names its product RNA helicase, putative. Gene Ontology annotation, cellular component: nucleolus. The transcript has a single exon. The record is from RefSeq and is a predicted model, not a curated record. Gene Ontology annotation, molecular function: ATP binding; nucleic acid binding. The coding region runs from base 1 to 1863 and encodes 620 amino acids. NCBI's taxonomy places the organism in Eukaryota, Euglenozoa, Kinetoplastea, Trypanosomatida, Trypanosomatidae.